This is a messenger RNA of Gekko japonicus, 397 nucleotides long. It is a transcript of the gene NUDCD1, whose product is annotated as NudC domain containing 1. NCBI's taxonomy places the organism in Eukaryota, Metazoa, Chordata, Lepidosauria, Squamata, Gekkonidae. The annotation marks the transcript as partial. The transcript has 2 exons. The record is from RefSeq and is a predicted model, not a curated record.
CCCAGCAGCCCUAGCGGCGGAUCCGAUGUCCGGAGCGCUCUCCUGAGCCUCCGGGGAAGCUUCGGAAACUUUCGCUUCGCCGCCGGAACUUGGUUCGGCGCCAGCAGCAGCGAGAGGCAUGGAGGCGGCGGCGGCGGCGCAUUGCUCGCUGCGCGUCCAGCGGCUGCUGCUCGACCCCAAGUUCGAAGGCUACAAGCUGUCUCUGGAGCCGCUGGCCUGUUACCAAGUGCCGCUCGAGUCGCCGGUCGCAGAAGUCAGACUUCGGGAUGAGCAAUACACCUUAGAACACAUGCGUGCCUUCGGCAUGUAUAAUUACCUACAGCUAGAUUCCUGGCACCAGGAUAAUGUUUACUACGUUGAUCAGCUCGGAAGAGUCAUGAAUUUAUCUGUUACUCUG